Molecule: messenger RNA, 589 nt
Organism: Paramisgurnus dabryanus
Lineage: Eukaryota; Metazoa; Chordata; Actinopteri; Cypriniformes; Cobitidae
Product: calcium and integrin-binding family member 3
Biological process (GO): calcium ion homeostasis
Molecular function (GO): magnesium ion binding; calcium ion binding
Source: RefSeq, a predicted model, not a curated record
CAUGGCACUGAGAAGAUGGGCAACAAGCAGACCAUCUUUACAUCUCAGCAACUGGACGCAUAUCAGGACUGCACUUAUUUCACCAGAAAAGAAAUUUUAAGACUGUUUCAUCGGUAUCGUGAUUUAGCUCCACAACUCGUACCGAUGGACUACACCGACCAGCCAGACGUACGGCUGCCGUAUGAGCUGAUUGGCAGCAUGCCUGAGCUGAAGGAUAACCCAUUUCGGAAGAGAAUCGCUGAGGUCUUCUCAGAGGAUGGAGAGGGCAACAUGACAUUAGAUGAUUUCCUGGAUAUGUUUUCUGUUUUAAGUGAAAUGGCUCCACGGGACCUGAAGGCCUACUAUGCUUUUAAAAUUUACGACUUCAACAACGAUGACUUCAUCUGUAAAUCAGAUCUAGAGAAGACUUUAAAUAAACUAACUCGCAAUGAACUGACAGAAGACGAGGUGAGAAUGGUGUGUGAGAAGGUCAUUGAUGAGGCUGAUCUGGAUAAUGAUGGCCGAUUGUCACUGGAGGAUUUCCAGAAUAUGAUCGUCAGAGCGCCAGACUUCCUCAGCACGUUUCAUAUCAGGAUAUGAUGGGUCUUGU